UUCUGUUCAGACUAUACUUCGUAGAGCACACCUCUCUUCCCUUCCAAAUCAUCGCAUAAUGUCCGAUCAAUCCCAAUACCACUGUACUCAGUACAUUAUUGAACCCAUCAGUCUGGUUCGGUUCCUUCGCAUCUGCUCGGUCAAGCAUGACACCGUACUCUUUCCCGGCUUUGAGCGGUCAAAUCCAGCCACCCAGGUACUCGUACUCUGUACAGAGCUCUUUUUCAAGAAAACGAACUAUUGAAUCCAGAUUGGUAUGAAACUGCAGAAUGCAUCCUCGUACAAUGCACUCAGAUUCGGUCCAGAUCCGAACCCAGAUCUUCCUACGAACCAAACCAUUCCGCACUCCGUAUCAGACUUCAAUCAUACCCAGGAAAAAGAAACAGGACUCAAUUGCGGCGUAUAUGUCCCACCUAUCCCAUUCACUACUGGAAAUUUUUUCCGCAGAGUAGCCGUAUGGCUGAAUACGAUCAACACUACAGCAUACUAUGGAUUUCUGCAUGUUCGUAAGAUGCGAGAUGCUGUUGAUCAAAAUGCGGCAAGUUCCCUUCCCCGAGCCGGGGCGGAAGGUUUUCCCCGUUCCUGGUUAUGUAUGAGGGAGAUGUACGCUGUGCAGAGGAUAUGUAUGUGUCUGCGGUGUGCUUGCGUCCGUGGAGGGGGGUAUGCCACGUACCGCGUAGAUUGUAUCUUAGUGUACUCCGUAUCUUAGAUAGGCAGGUACAUGUACUUGUACAUGGCAGAUGCAGAGAGAUAUGAU
This is a messenger RNA of Aspergillus glaucus CBS 516.65, 757 nucleotides long. RefSeq lists its product as uncharacterized. Bases 257 to 709 code for a protein of 150 amino acids. The record is from RefSeq and is a predicted model, not a curated record. NCBI's taxonomy places the organism in Eukaryota, Fungi, Ascomycota, Eurotiomycetes, Eurotiales, Aspergillaceae. The transcript has 2 exons.